This is a messenger RNA of Carassius carassius (crucian carp), 1695 nucleotides long. Its product is annotated as adenosine kinase-like. The coding region runs from base 122 to 1201 and encodes 359 amino acids. Lineage: Eukaryota; Metazoa; Chordata; Actinopteri; Cypriniformes; Cyprinidae. Gene Ontology annotation, molecular function: adenosine kinase activity. The record is from RefSeq and is a predicted model, not a curated record. Gene Ontology annotation, biological process: purine ribonucleoside salvage. Gene Ontology annotation, cellular component: cytosol; nucleus. The transcript is spliced from 12 exons.
AUCGAUUCAGUGAAAGGAAUCGAAUCAAAAGAACUAUCUGCCGGCUGCUGCGUCUCUAGAUGCUUCACUCGCGCAGCAAGGUGUUUGGAGCGCAAUUGAGAGACCUCUAUUACACUACAGCAUGGCGUCCGAUAAACCUAAAGCCAAGAGGAUUAAACUCGAUGAAAAAAAGCUCAGUCAAAAUGCCCUUUUUGGGAUGGGAAACCCUCUGCUUGACAUCAGUGCUGUGGUGGACAAAGACUUUCUAGACAAGUAUGGACUCAAGACGAAUGACCAGAUAUUAGCAGAGGAGAAACACAAGGAAAUGUUCGAAGAGAUAGUCAAGAAAUUCAAGGUUGAAUAUCACGCUGGAGGUGCCACUCAGAACUCUGUAAAAGUCGCACAGUGGAUGAUCCAGGAACCGCACAAUGUGGCCACCUUCUUCGGCUGCAUUGGGAAGGAUAAGUUUGGGAAGAUCCUUAAGGAGAAGGCAGAGGAGGCCCACGUGGACGCCCACUACUACGAGCAGAGCGAAGAGCCCACGGGGACGUGCGCUGCCUGCAUCACUGGCAACAACAGGUCUCUUGUUGCAAAUCUUGCAGCUGCUAAUUGCUACAAGAAAGAGAAACACCUCGAUCUGGAGGAGAACUGGAAACUUGUUGAGAAAGCCCAGGUUUACUACAUCGCUGGGUUCUUCCUGACUGUAUCCUUGGAGUCGAUCCUGAAAGUGGCCAGACACGCUUCGGAAAACAACAAGAUCUUCUGCAUAAACCUGUCAGCUCCAUUCAUCUGUGAGUUCUUCAAGGAGGCCCUGAUGAAGGUUAUGCCCUAUGUGGACAUCCUUUUUGGCAACGAGACGGAGGCCGCCGUGUUUGCACAAGAGCAAGGCUUUGAGACUGAAGACGUUGAGGAGAUUGCGAAGAAGGCCCAAAGCUUGCCCAAAGAGAACAAGAAAAGGCAGAGGAUUGUUGUCCUCACCCAAGGGAAAGAAAGAACUAUAAUGACCAAAGGUGAUGAGGUGGAGACAUUCCCUGUCUUGGAGAUCGACCAGAGCAAGAUAGUGGACACCACCGGUGCUGGAGACGCCUUUGUUGGAGGUUUCCUGUCUCAACUGGUACAGGAUAAGACCUUUGAGCAGUGCAUCCGCGCUGGACACUACGCUGCUAACAUCAUUAUUCGCCAUGCAGGCUGCACAUUCCCAGAAAAGCCAGACUUCCACUGAUGGGCUGCUGAGAGACCGGAAGAUACCGCCGUCCGAGUGUUUUAUAGGACUAAUGCCUUUUUUAAUUAACUUUUUUAUCUUCUGUUCCUCUUUCCUCUCUUGUUCACUGCCUGCCUUCUGCUGUGUCACAUUAAAAACCAUUUACAAGAGAGGCAAAAGAGGAAUUUCUCUUAGAUAUAUUGAUUUGUUUUUACUAAAGCCAUUUUAGUAUCACUGUUAAGAGUGAUGAACAUAGCCAGCAUCUUUCCAGAUGUGGAGUUUGCUAACAAAAUUAUUGUAGUUGUAAUUAGAUGUAAAAAAAAAAAAACUGAAUUGAUAUUGCAAACCUACAGAAGCCAGUUGAAUCAUUUGAACUUUUUUUUUUAAAUCAAAGGCUUGUUUUAUCUCAGAAAUGUUGUUGGCCAGUCUUUCUGUUGUAAGCCAAAUGUGUGUGGGAAACACUUGAAUGUGUCACAAACUGCAAAAGUAAACAAAUAAAAGGCUGUAUUACUGCU